GAUGUCUAUUUAUGUAACGGUGGUUAUUAUGUGGUUCGAACAUAACCUAAGUUACUUAACCUAAUUUAACAAGUAAAAAUCUCGAAGGAAAUGCAGGUUUCGAGCGAGUAAAUUACAUAAUUACGCACAUGGCGUUAUACAAAAGGUUUUUCGAGUUGACUCCAUUCCUCAAGUCAAUGGAAUUGCAUUACACGUGUCAUCGGAUAUGGAAAAUGCAAAAAUUGAUGGUUUUGUUAAAACAUUCUCAAUUAUUUUGUACUUAUUCUUAUCCGUUUAAUAGUAUAUGUAGCAACGUUAUAAAUGUAGGAACAUAUAGGCAAUUAAGUGCGGCGAAAUUCCAUACAAGUUCAGUGAUUUGGAAGAGACGAAAAACAGGUGAAGAAAAGAAAGUAAAUCGAAUUCUUGAGUAUCCAAAAGUUAAAGGAGAAGUUGUUGAAGUGUGGAAUAAUAUAACAGCUGAAGAACUUGCAAAAGUACUAAAAAAAGACUUCAACUACAUUAGAGAUAUAUUUCUUGAUGAAAUAAAAAGUCCAAAAACUGUUAUAAGUGAUUUAAAAUAUCUUCAGCAGGGUCUAAGGCGCAGUGGCCGUCGAAUGAAAAUUAUAGCAAAUCCAUCUAAUAACAAAGAACAGAUCAUUGUGGACAAAGAUGUCUUUCCAAGACCCCCUGCUUCAAAAUCUGAACUAAAAAGCAGACCUCCAGUUGUUACAGUAAUGGGUCACGUUGACCACGGUAAAACCACCUUACUUGAUGCUCUUCGACAUUCUAGUGUUGUAGAACAAGAAUUUGGUGGUAUUACUCAACAUAUUGGUGCCUUCUCAGUAACUUUAGAUUCAGGUGCUAAAAUAACUUUUCUUGAUACUCCAGGACAUGCAGCUUUCAGUGCAAUGAGAGCUAGAGGUGCAUUUGUAACAGAUAUUGUGGUAUUAGUUGUGGCUGCUGAUGAUGGAGUUAUGGAACAAACUUUAGAAUCAAUUCGAAUGGCCAGAGAAGCUAAAGUACCUAUACUGGUAGCUAUAAAUAAAAUUGAUUCUCCAAAAGCAGACGUUGGUAGAACAGAACAAAUGUUAGUAGAAGCAGGUAUCCAAAUAGAGAAAUUGGGUGGCGAUGUUCAAGCUAUACCAAUUUCGGCGUUAAAAAAGCAAAAUCUGAAUUUACUUACUGAAGCUUUAGUUCUACAAGCAGAACUGCUUGAAGUAGGUGCAGAUCCUAGUGGUCCUGUUGAAGCUGUAGUUGUUGAAAGCAGAUUAGAUUCAAAUAAAGGAAAACUGUGUACUUGUAUAGUACAAAGGGGAAUCCUCACGAAAGGCAAUAUUCUAGUCGCAGGAACUGCCUUCUGCAAAGUUCGAAAUCUUCAUGAUGCUGAAGGUAAAGUUAUGAAAGAAGUUUUUCCUGGAUAUCCUGUAGAAAUUGAGGGUUGGAAAGACUUACCUGCUCCAGGCGAAUUAGUGUUGCAAGUAGAAACAGAAAAACGAGCUAGAGACGUAGUGAAAUUUCGUCAAGAUAAACUUGAUGCUGAAAAAUUAGAAGAGGACGCUGUUAUGAUUGCUGAAAAACGAGCCCAUCAUGAAAAGGAAUACUAUGAGAGGUUAAAACUGAAGAGAAGUUUGGGAAGGUACAAACUUAAAAAUGAUGGCCCUCGAAAACCAGAAAUUCCUAAAGACGAUGAUCCAACACCAGCUUUAAACGUAAUUUUGAAGAGUGAUGUUGAUGGAACUUUGGAAGCAGUUUUAAAUGCGUUGGAUACAUAUGAUCAAGAUGGGUGUAAAAUGGAUUUAGUUCACUAUGGAGUGGGAUCUGUAAGUGAAACUGACGUAGAGUUAGCACAAAUUUUUAAAGGAAUCAUUUACGCUUUUAACGUAAAUUGCAAUCCCAACAUCAUGGACUUAGCUGAGAAUGCAGGAGUCCAAAUAAAGUUUUAUAACGUCAUAUAUAAAUUAGUAGAUGACGUUAAAGAAGAAAUUAAUAAAAGAUUGCCUGAGAAAGAAGUAGAGGAAGUAGUGGGAGAAGCAACCGUUUUACAACAAUUUGAAGUUAAUCAAGGAAAGAAAAAAAAUCCUGUGGCGGGUUGUAGAUGCGUUAAAGGCACUCUAAGGAAAUCUGCAAUGUAUAAAGUGAUACGAAAUAACAGUAUAAUACACAUUGGUCAGCUGUCAUCCAUGAGACACCUAAAGGACGAAGUAGAUACUAUUAAAACCAACACCGAGUGUGGGUUGCAAUUGCUAGAUAAAACGAUAACGUUUGAACCAGGCGAUUCUAUUAUAUGCUAUCAAAUUAAAAUGGAACGUCAAACAACAAUGUGGGAUCCGGGUUUUUAAUAAAAUAAACUCUCAUCCUUA
Zophobas morio is the source of this 2339-nucleotide messenger RNA. RefSeq names its product translation initiation factor IF-2, mitochondrial (gene mIF2). Gene Ontology annotation, molecular function: translation initiation factor activity; GTP binding; GTPase activity. Gene Ontology annotation, biological process: translational initiation. NCBI's taxonomy places the organism in Eukaryota, Metazoa, Arthropoda, Insecta, Coleoptera, Tenebrionidae. Gene Ontology annotation, cellular component: cytoplasm. The transcript is spliced from 6 exons. Bases 129 to 2318 code for a protein of 729 amino acids. The record is from RefSeq and is a predicted model, not a curated record.